AUGCUCCCACUCGGCCUCCUUACGGCAGCGCAAGGCCACCCCAUGCUGGUAGAGCUCAAGAAUGGCGAGACGCUCAACGGCCACUUGGUGACAUGCGAUACGUGGAUGAACUUAACAUUGAAGGAGGUUGUUCAGACAAGUCCGGAUGGAGACAGGUUCUUCAGAUUACCAGAGGUCUAUGUAAAGGGCAACAAUAUCAAAUACCUGCGCGUGCCGGAUGAAAUCAUCGAUUUAGUUAAGGAGCAACAACAAGGGCAGCAGAAUACCGGCCAAAGAUUUGUCGUGGUAGUAGACACCGAAGAUUCAAUGCCUCCCAUUCGAAUACCAAUUGACGGACUAUGGCGCUGCCUCUGUCCUUCAAUCGACACAGUUGCAGCCUCCUAUUCUGCCGCUCGCAUUUGCGCUCCUCAGACUCGAAAACCUGCUAGUCGUCCUCGUACCAGAAACAAAAAUGCCCCCCAACUUUGGGAUCGAGCUUUCCACAGCUCAAGCCAAUCUCAAUCGCAAGCCACCAACGAAGGUCCUACGCUUCGAAAAAAAAUUCCCAUCCGAUAUUUAUUUAAAGGCCCUAGGGUGAUAAGGCAGAGCGUUGUGCCUAAGUCAGAGACAGAACUUGCAGAUCCCUACCACCAGGUUCCUCUUGCCCAUCUGUAUGAUCGAUUGCGGCAGAUGGCAGUCCAAGAAGGAGGCUACGAUACUGUGAUGAAAUUGGUGGAAUACCUAGUUCGUGUCAGAGGGGAGAAGCCGGCUUUGGUCCAUUACGAUGCGCUUAUACGAGCCAAUACUGAUGCCGAAAAUGGCAGUGUGGAGGUUGUAAAAGGACUGUUGAAGGAGAUGAAAGACGAGGGUAUUGGGGCCGAUUCUGGGCUGUAUCAUGCUGUUUUACAAGUUUUGGCAAUUCAUCCUGACUACCUCCUGCGCAACCAAAUUAUGCAAGAGAUGAAAGAGCGUUGGUUCGGGCUCUCACCUGAAGGCUGGCACAGCCUUACUACCGGACUCUUGCGAGAUCGUCAGCUGGAGGUAGCCAUGGACAAGUUGGAGGAGAUGCAGUCAGACCAGAUAGUCAUCCAACCGUGGCUCUACGACAUUUUUACAUAUAAGCUCUGUGAAGCCGGAGAAGUCGACGAAGCUUUUAAAUUGCUCUAUUACAGAUUCCAGCAUGAUAGAAAGGAUAUAGAGCCAAGCGUCUGGUACUAUCUCCUGAAUACAUUCAGCAGUUCCUUUCACUACGAAGGAGUAAAGUACAUUUGGAAUCUUCGGGUUGCAACAUCGUACCUCAUCCCCUCGGAUGGGAUAUGUGUUCAUGUGCUCAACCUGGCAGCACGCCAUGCCGAUCCGAUUUUGGCCACAUCAGCGGUUCGGAUCCUGUCCUCCCGCCGCACCGCCCUUGCGCCGUUUCAUUACGAGGCUCUCCUCGCUGCUUAUGCGGCAUCUGAAGACCUAGGCACUGCUUUUCGAAUUCUAAUGAUUAUGUCUAAGGCUGGCUUCGAGCCGGACUCUGCUACCACCCGGCCACUAUUCACGCACCUAUCUCAACCCAGUUCCAGCUUAUCAAAAGCCUGGAAAACGCUGAAGUCACUCUUUGACGAUGGCCAUACCAUCCAUAUCGCAGCUGUAAAUGUGGUUAUCGAGGCAACUAUUGCCCAAAAACGGUUCGGCGAAGCCGUAGAGUUGUACAAAGAAUUACAUACGAUCUGUGAAUCAGGGCCGAACACAGAAACAUUCAACAUCCUGUUUCAGGGCGCAGAAAAAGGGCAGGCGAAGGAUACAGCAAUGUUCCUAGCUUCAGAAAUGAUGGCGCUCGGCAUUAAGGCAGAUUAUCUGACAUAUGAUCGACUGAUUAUGGUAUGUCUUCACGCUGAUGACUAUGAAGAUGCAUUUAGGUAUCUUGAUGAGAUGAAGAAAGUUGGAAAAGAUAAAUUCCAGAAUGGGCAGAAGGGAUGGUGGAUGAGGUUUGGCACUGCAGCCGAGAUGGUCAAGAAGUGUACCGAGGCUGGUGAUGAACGUGGAACGGCGAUGCUUGCCGAGAUGAAAAGGAGAGGGAUGGAUGAUCCAAAAUUGAACCAGUGGGUAGCUGAUCAUACAAGUACGGCCCGCUAUUGGAAUCCUGCUAGGGUACGGCAUGCAGCAUGA
Venustampulla echinocandica is the source of this 2133-nucleotide messenger RNA. RefSeq lists its product as uncharacterized. Lineage: Eukaryota; Fungi; Ascomycota; Leotiomycetes; Helotiales; Pleuroascaceae. Gene Ontology annotation, molecular function: protein binding; RNA binding. The transcript is spliced from 7 exons. Gene Ontology annotation, biological process: mRNA splicing, via spliceosome; nuclear-transcribed mRNA catabolic process. The record is from RefSeq and is a predicted model, not a curated record. Bases 1 to 2133 code for a protein of 710 amino acids.